AUGUAUCAGGUUGGUGCAAACUGUAGUGGAAAGAUUUGGUUUUUUGUAGAAGAGAAUGUAGAUGUGGAAAUUAUAUCUGAUACUGCACAACAGAUCACCUUGAAACUUUUUCUUCAGGAGCACAAUAGAUCUCUUAUAACAACUUUGGUCUAUGCUAAAUGUGAUGAAGUAGAAAGACUGUCUCUUUGGGAUAGUAUUUAUCAGUUAGCUGGCUCCUAUGACAUGCCUUGGCUAGUAGGGGGAGAUUUUAAUGUAGUGAUGAAUGAAGAGGAGAAAAUAGGUGGAGUCCCUGUUUUAAAGGCAGUCCUUUUACAUGGUAGAAUGGCAGGGCUGGGGAUGAUUGUAUAUUUGAAAGAUUGGACAGAAUCUUUUUUAACUCACUGUUUCAACAAUGGUUUGGUCAUAUUGAAGUGGAGCAUUUAUCCAGGACUGGAUCUGAUCAUGCCCCAUUUCUUAUUACUUUGGAAGAUCAAGAAAGUAAAAGGGGCUCUAUCUGCUUGGAGUAGACUGGCUUUUGGAGAUAUCUUCAAACAACUUAUCAUCAGGGAAGAUAUAGUGAGAAUUAAGGAACAACUGUUUGAAGAUGAUCGUUCUGAACAGAAUAGAAUAAUCUUGCAGCUUGCUCAGGCUGAACUGAAGAAAUAUUUACAUUAUGAGAAAGAGUUUUGGAGACAAAAAGCAGGAUACACUUGGUUCUCUGAAGGUGAUAGAAACACCAAGUUUUUUCACAAUUUAGUAAAUGGAAGGAGAAAAAGGUUACAGGUGAAUAGAAUUCAAAUAUAUGAUGGUGAGUGGAUAGAAGAUAAGGAGCAGCUUGCAGCAGAAGCAGCUAAUUUCAUCCAACAACAAUUCUCUCAAGAGCAGGGGGCUCUAGAUUUUGGCAUGCUGAAGCACAUUUCUCAGAUGGUCUCUUCUGAAAGCAAUGAUUUGCUUUGUGCACUUCCAUCCCAGGAAAAAGUAAAGAAUGUUGUUUUUGAACUUAAAUGA
Molecule: messenger RNA, 987 nt
Organism: Lycium barbarum (goji berry)
Lineage: Eukaryota; Viridiplantae; Streptophyta; Magnoliopsida; Solanales; Solanaceae
Exons: 3
Coding region: 1-987 (328 amino acids)
Source: RefSeq, a predicted model, not a curated record